Rhipicephalus microplus (southern cattle tick) is the source of this 1864-nucleotide messenger RNA. Its product is annotated as UDP-N-acetylglucosamine transporter. Lineage: Eukaryota; Metazoa; Arthropoda; Arachnida; Ixodida; Ixodidae. Gene Ontology annotation, cellular component: Golgi membrane. Gene Ontology annotation, molecular function: pyrimidine nucleotide-sugar transmembrane transporter activity. Gene Ontology annotation, biological process: pyrimidine nucleotide-sugar transmembrane transport. The record is from RefSeq and is a predicted model, not a curated record.
CCUUUCCGCUGUUCUUUCGGUUCGCUUUCGUUAUCUGCGCCUCGGCUGCCUGGGGUUCGUUUACGAAAUUGCAACAGGCAACGAUUUGAAGAUGGGUGUGAUAUUGACAUGAUAUCUACGUUUCGUUAUUGUGACGUAGCCCUCUAGCACACCUGUGAUAUGACCGCCACGCUACUCGCCGCAAGCCGUUUACGAUGAAGCAGCCAGCGCCGCCGCCUGAGCGAAAGCAGAUGGCGAACAUUCUCAAGUACACGUCGCUACUUUUCAUCGUGAUCCAGACAACGACGUUGGUGCUUCUGCUGCGCUAUUCACGCACGCAAGCGGUACAAGGUCCGCGUUACCUGUCGAGCUCGGCAGUUGUGUGCGCGGAAUUUCUCAAGAUUAUCACGUGCGUGGCAGUGCUGCUGUGGAACAACGGUUUCUCUGUCCCAGCACUGGUGCUGCAGCUUCGAAACGAAGUGUGGAGGCAGCCAUUUGAAACCUCCAAAAUGCUGGUGCCUGCAGGCCUUUACACCAUCCAAAACAAUCUGCUGUUCUACGCACUCUCGCUCCUGGACGCUGCCACCUACCAGGUAACCUACCAGCUGAAGAUACUUACUACAGCCAUGUUUAGUGUGUGGAUGUUAAAGCGCCGAAUAUCAAAGCAGCAGUGGUUCUCGCUUGUACUUCUCAUUGUUGGAGUUGCACUUGUUCAGAUGCCAACGGGAAAAUCACCAGAGACUGACCUCAAGCAGGGACCUUACCAGUUUCUGGGCCUCUUGGCUGUGCUUGCAUCGUGUCUGUCCAGUGGCUUCAGCGGCAUCUACUUAGAGAAGCUGCUCAAAGAGAUUACAUGGUCAUUGUGGAUACGAAAUAUCCAACUUGCAAUCUUCGGAUUCCUCCUAGGAAUAGUGGCCAUGUUGGUGUCCGACUGGAACCAGCUCUUGGUUGGUGGCUUCUUUCAAGGCUACAAUGCCAUAACGUGGAUGGUCAUUCUACUACAGACAUUUGGUGGCUUGGUCGUGUCGCUGGCUGUGCGCUAUGCCGACAGCAUUCUCAAGGGAUUUGCGACGUCCAUCUCCAUAGUGCUGUCGACGUUAUGCUCAUAUUACCUGUUGGGAGACCUUCUGCCCACUCGAAAUUUUUUCCUUGGAGCUGGCAUUGUCAUCACUGCAACGUCACUUUAUGGCAUACCACUCUUCAAAUAGUAUUACUUGCCUACUUGGUGUCGUGAAGCUUCAGUCAAGUCGGAAGAGCCAAAAGGACAUUUUGCUCUCUUUGCUUCAGCCCAACACUGAAAAGGACAUCAUCUAUCUACUACACAAAACAGCUCUACAGGCUGAAAUGUAUUUAUUACGCGAGAAUCUUGCUGCUUUUUUGCAGUCAAAGAAUAUUGCCCCACACUUCGUCAGCAGAAUUUUGGUGUUUUUCCAUUACCAGCAGUUUAUGUACAGUGUGUAAUAUAGUGAGCUUGUCAAAUCUUCUUUCAUGAACCUCUAGUGUUGUGCAAUCAUCAUUGUCCUGUCACCGAUGUGACUGAAAAGAAUUUGCAGUUGCCUUGGCUGAUUGCAACCUUGAAUGAGGAGUUGUUUCAAAUGCAAAGGGCAUUAACUGUGCAUAAGAAAGAGUCAAGUAGCGCAGGUGCUGUUGCCGAAACUGCUUUUCAACCAUCAAGCCUAUGGGCUCAAAUGUGUAUACUUAUGCCACAGAAAGAGAAAAAAAAGCAAAAACAAAAUUUACUAAAGCAAAUAAAGCAAAGGCUAGGUAUCUGCCAGUUUUGUUUUUCUUUUUUUUUUUCAAAUAUGAAACCAGCUUAUACAGACUGUCAUUUCUACUGUAAAAUGUUUUUUUUUUCUAGUUUACUGAUGAGUAAUAAUUGUUGGGG